ACUGCCUGUGGGAACGCAGGGCCCAGCCUGGGGAGCUGCCGUUCGGGGCUAACUUGACUCUCAUUCGUAUAAGAGCCCAGCCUGCUGAUUUGUAGCAAGGUAUGACAGAGGAGAGCCAGUAAUGUCCAUAUCUCCAGCUGCCAGGGAGUGGGGCAAAUUUGCCGGUGACUUUGUCUUUGGUCAGCCACAAAACAAGAAAGUCAGCUGUGUGGAAGACAAUGACUCAUACACUUUUGCUGUACUGCUUGGUGUUUCUUUUGCCCACAGAGUCAUGUAGGACGUUGUACCAGGCUGCCAGCAAAAGCAAGGAGAAGGUGCCUGCCAGGCCAUACGGCGUAUGCGAUGGUGUCUGUACAGACAACUCCCAGUGUACUCAACCUUGCCCUCCAGACACUCAGGGAAAUAUGGGGUUUUCAUGCAGGAAAAAGACAUGGCACAAGAUCACUGACACCUGUCGGACUCUUAAUGCCGUCAACAUCUUUGAGGAGGAUUCACAGUUGGUUCAGCCAUUUGAAGACAAUAUAAAAAUAAGUGUAUAUACUGGAAAGUCUGAGACCAUAUCAGAUAUGUUGCUACAAAAGUGUCCCACAGAUUUGUCUUGUGUAAUUAGAGGCAUUCAGCAGUCACCCCGGAUACCAGGAAACAUUGCCAUAAUUGUGCAGCUCUUACACAACAUAUCAACAGCAUUAUGGACAGGUGUUGAUGAGGAAAAGAUGCGGAGUUACAGCACCAUAGCCAACCACAUUCUUAAUAGCAAAAGCAUCUCCAAUUGGACUUUCAUUCCUGACAGAAACAGCAGCUAUAUCCUACUACACUCAGUCAACUCCUUUGCAAGAAGGCUGUUCAUAGAUAAAUAUCCCGUUGACAUACCAGAUGUCUUCAUUCAUACUAUGGGCACCACCAUAUCUGGAGAUAACAUUGGAAAAAAUUUCACUUUUUCGAUGAGAGUUAAUGAUACCAGCAAUGAAGUCACUGGGAGAGUGUUGAUCAGCAGAGAUGAACUUUGGAAGGUGCCUUCCCCUUCUCAGGUCAUCAGCAUUGCAUUUCCAACUAUUGGGGCUAUUUUGGAAGCCAGUCUUUUGGAAAAUGUUACUAUAAAUGGGCUUGUCCUGUCUGUCAUUUUGCCCAAGGAACUUAAAAGAAUCUCACUAAUUUUUGAAAAGAUCAGCAAGUCAGAGGAGAGGAGGACACAGUGUGUUGGCUGGCACUCUGUGGAGAACAGAUGGGACCAGCAGGCCUGCAAAAUGAUUCAAGAAAACUCCCAGCAAGCUGUUUGCAAAUGUAGGCCAAGCAAGUUGUUUACCUCUUUCUCAAUUCUUAUGUCACCUCACAUCUUAGAGAGUCUGAUCCUGACUUAUAUCACAUAUAUAGGCCUGGGCAUUUCUAUUUGCAGCCUGAUCCUUUGCUUGUCCAUUGAGGUCCUAGUCUGGAGCCAAGUGACAAAGACAGAGAUCACCUAUUUACGCCAUGUGUGCAUUGUUAACAUUGCAGCCACUUUGCUGAUGGCUGAUGUGUGGUUCAUUGUAGCUUCCUUUCUUAGUGGUCCAAUAACACACCACAGUGGAUGUGUGGCAGCCACAUUUUUUGUUCAUCUCUUUUACCUUUCUGUAUUUUUCUGGAUGUUUGCCAAGGCACUCCUUAUCCUCUAUGGAAUCAUGAUUGUUUUCCAUACCUUGCCCAAGUCGGUCCUGGUGGCAUCUCUGUUUUCAGUGGGCUAUGGAUGCCCUUUGGUCAUUGCUGCCAUCACGGUUGCUGCCACUCAACCUGGCAAAGGCUACCUACGACCUGAGGCCUGCUGGCUCAACUGGGAUAUGACCAGAGCCCUCCUGGCCUUCGUGGUCCCAGCUUUGGCCAUCGUGGUAGUAAACCUGAUCACAGUCACACUGGUGAUUGUCAAGACCCAGCGACCUGCCAUCAGCAAUUCCAUGUUCCAGGAAGUGAGAGCCAUUGUGAGAAUCAGCAAGAACAUUGCCAUCCUCACACCACUUCUGGGACUGACCUGGGGAUUUGGAGUAGCCACCGUCAUCAAUGACAGAUCCCUGGCCUUCCACAUUAUCUUCUCCCUGCUCAAUGCAUUCCAGGUAAGUCCAGAUGCUUCUGACCAAGUCCAAAGUGAGAGAAUUCAUGAAGAUGUUCUGUGAUUAGGAGCUUGUGGCAUUAGAUUUCUAUGUAAAAGCCAGUGGAUUCGGAAUAGCAUAUGGAGUGGAGAAAUAAACUUUUGUUCCAGAGAGACCUGGAUUUGGAUCCUGACUCUUUCAUUUACUAAUAACGUAUAACAUGAUCUUGGGAUAUUUACUCAACUUUUUCGAGCCAUAUUUUCCUCACAUAUAAAAUGAGUGCAAUACUGUCCACUUUAUAGGAGUGUUUGGAAAAUGAAAUUAAAUGCUGAAUGGGAAAGGAUCAAGUACUAAAAUGAUCUAAAGAUCAUAGACAACCUAGUAAUAGGCUAAGUUGUUAUGGUUUAAAAAUUAAGCAAUAACACUCUCCCAAAAAUUUAGGUAUAUUACUGGAGGUAUUAAAGUUUGCACAUUUAUUACAU
Cercocebus atys (sooty mangabey) is the source of this 2539-nucleotide messenger RNA. It is a transcript of the gene ADGRF2, whose product is annotated as adhesion G protein-coupled receptor F2. Bases 219 to 2141 code for a protein of 640 amino acids. The record is from RefSeq and is a predicted model, not a curated record. NCBI's taxonomy places the organism in Eukaryota, Metazoa, Chordata, Mammalia, Primates, Cercopithecidae. Gene Ontology annotation, biological process: G protein-coupled receptor signaling pathway; cell surface receptor signaling pathway. Gene Ontology annotation, cellular component: membrane. Gene Ontology annotation, molecular function: G protein-coupled receptor activity. The transcript is spliced from 6 exons.